GUAGCCAUCACUGUGAAGCCCAGCUCAAGGCCAGAGGCCUUAUUUACAUAUUUUGUGAAAAACUAGUAAGGGAGUGUCUAGCUUUUGGAGCACUGAUUUUUCCAGCCAGUGGCCAAGUAAAACAGGGCAACACGAAAAAAGGAAGUUUAUCUACACUGAACUCUUUUAUAGGGAUUCUUUUGCUGAAAGUCCUAAAAUCAGCCAUGGUGAAGAUUUCUGGAGAAGCAAAGGAGGAAAUAAAUAAAAAAUACAAUUCUAAUCUUGGCCAUGGAAGAACCUAAUGCAGUUUCUGAAUAGGAAAUAUAUAAUUUACAAAAUUUUAUAGCAGCAAUUCAGUGUUCUCAGAAAGAGCCACUCUAAACCAAGGAAGAAUUGUUUGGGAAUGACAUAAAGUGGAAAUAAAGAAAAGCAGAAGGCUCUUUUUUCUCCAGAGUUUGAAAGGAGCUGGUCGGGAAUUAGAAAAUGAAGCAACUACAGCAUUUUUGAAUAAUACAUGCCGUAAUAUUGUUCAGAUUUAUUUCUUCUGAUGUUUACUAAUGAUAAAAUGAGGUUGAACUUUUUGAGAAAACAAACUGAAGUUAUAUGUCUUUAAUGAUCAUAAUAGGAGAAAUGUCAGGUGAAAAAUCAUGGACAAUAAGAAUUCAUACUUAUAUAACUUUAAAGGCCACUAUUUACAACGUCAGUUUGCUAAAAUUGAAAUGCUGGAAGCUAUAGAAGAUUUUGAAAUUAGAGAUGAUGAUGUCUUCAUAAUAACAUAUCCAAAAUCUGGAACCUUCUGGACUCAGCAGAUUCUAUCCUUGAUUUAUUUUGAGGGACAUCGUAACAGAACUGAAAACAUCACAACAGCCCUUAGAGCUCCCUUCGUUGAAUACAAUAAUCACAAUGUGGACCAUAGCAAAAGACCAUCUCCUCGCUUCUUCACUUCCCAUCUACAGUAUAAUUUAGUACCCAAAGGUCUGAAGAAUCAAAAAGCUAAAGUUCUUUAUGUCUACAGAAAUCCUAAAGAUAUUUUGGUCUCUUUUUUUUAUUUUACAAAUUGGCUAGCUAUAUUAAAACCUUCAGAUACACUUGACCAUUUCAUGGAAAAGUUUCUAGAUGGAAAAGUGGAAGCAAACUGUUGGUUUGAUCAUAUAAGAGGCUGGUAUGAACGCAGAAAUGACUUCAAUAUUAUGUUCAUGUGCUAUGAAGAUAUGAAGAAGGACCUCAGAAGUUCAGUGCUUAAAAUCUGCAAGUUUCUUGCAAAAUCACUGAGUGAAGAAGAUUUGGAUUCUGUUGUGAGACAGGCUGAAUUUCAAAACAUGAAGUGUGAUCCACUAGCAAAUUAUAAAAAUAUUGUAAAAUAUAAAGUUGGAAUUAGAAAUGAUGAGGGAAAUUUCCUGCGCAAAGGUACCAUUGGAGAUUGGAAACAUCAUUUGACUGUGGCACAGAAUGAAAGAUUUGAUAGAAUAUUCAAGAGGAACAUGAGAGAUUUUCCACUGAAGUUCAUCUGGGAUAUAAAUGAGGAGUAGAAUUGUAACCAAGUAUAAAAUAAUUAUAUAAAAAUGUAUUAAUCAGAGAGUGAAAUUUAACUUAUACACUAACUUUCUACCUAUCAUUUAAUUAUUAAUUCUAAAGUUAUUGAAUAGAAUGAGUAAACUAUGCUUAGAUUAGUUGCCAUUAAUUUGAUGAAUGCUUUGACAUAUCAAAGCUUAAAUUGAUUUGGGAGGUAGACUACCUGGAUCCCUGCUUGAACACAGGAAAAUAGAAAGCUUAAAACGUGACUUGUUUCUGAAAGUCUUCAGGGAGUAUUUGAUAGUGUGUAUUUUGUCUUUAUCUAUAAUGAAGUUAAGGAUCAACUAAACAUUAACAAGUCUAUCUCCCACCCACAUCCCACGUGGGCAGUAGAAAUGGAAUGGGCUGGCUCUGGAAUAAAGGCUAAGGAAAAUAGAUUGAUGAAAAAGAAAACACAGAACACAGGAAAUAUUUUUUAAAGAGGAAGGACAGGAUGGGCUAACCCAUCAUACCCUUCAAGCUUCCACACUAAAAAGAGCAAAAUGGAACUCUUGAUUGCUUUAUUUAUAUUGGGGAACUUCAAAGGCUUUCCAUGGAAUGUUCUUUGCUGAAAAAAGUACAAGAUGGGCUAUACAGUUUCUAAUGGAUUAUGCUCAUUUGCAGAGCUACUGAGGGAUCUUCCUAGUAGACUGGAGAUAAAGAUCAUGUGCCUUGGGCAAUCUAUAGGUUGGAGGAGUCACAGAUAGUUCCCAAGGAAAAACUGAAAUCUCCCUGGCUUUCAUACCGAGUGAAGACCUGCAAGUAAUACAUGGGUGGCUUCCUGCAUCUAUUGUUCUUGCAAUUAAGCUUCAAUUCUUUGGUUUCAAAAGUUUUGUGGGGUCUAGGGUUGUGGUUCAGUGGUAGAGCACUUGUCUCAAAUAUGUGAGGCACUAGAUUUGAUCCCCAGCACCCCAUACAAAUAAAUAAAGGUAUUGUGUCCACAUACAUCUAAAAAUAUUUGUUUUUUUUUAAAAAAAAAUUUGUGAAUAUUGAAAUGUAAUAGUAAGCAGAAUAUUUGAAGAAGUCAUGCUGCAAUCCAUGCAGCAACAACAAAGGUUCUCAAGUAAGGGCAAUGGGAGACAAAGAAAAACACAAAGACUUUUUUAAACAAAGCUGGGGCCAGGUGGGACACUGCCCUCUGAUGCAGGAACUAGCUCAGAACUAGCUCAGCAUGUUUAUUUUAUCAGGUCUCAUUAUCAGGAAGUUAAACCACAGAAGUUCUGUAAUUGUUCAAGGCUUUUGAGUUAUUAAAUGGCUUCUGUGUGCACUAAAACAUUACAGAGCUAGAAACAUUUUUGUAACUAUCCUGCUGUACCCAGAAUACUUAUUUCACUGGAACAUCUGAUAACUAUUAGUGUCAGAGCAAGAUAUCAAAGCCGUGCACAUCCUUGCCUUUUAGCAAGGAGUGUUUCCCAGGUCUGACUUUUGCCACAGGAACAGCCAAUAACCAGGGCUCAUCCACUCCUCAAAGUGGACUAGUUAUUUACUGGUUCAGCCAUUAUGUAUUUGUAUGAAAACAAAGGUUAUAACCAUAGUGUGUCAUUCAUUAAAUCUAUGCAACAUAAAAUUUAAUAAAUAUUUAAGAUAAAAUUACUUUAAAUACCUAGAAAACUACUGGUGAGUAUGUUCAUAAUUCUCAAAAUGAGAAAAACAUAAAGCAUAAAAGCAGUAAAAGAAACCAAAAAGGAAAAGAUUAAUGAAUUUAAAAUCAUAAACAUUUAAGAGUAGCACCAUUCAUAACGGACACCAAAUGGGAACAAACUAUAUUACUCUGCUGCGCUCCUCCCCUGACUCAGGCAAUGACAAGGCCCUACUGAGGUGGAUGGCGCAAGGCGUCCAUCCUCUGGAGGAGCGCAGUAUGUUUCUCGGAAUGGCUGGUAUGUUUUUGUAUUCCUUUAAUAAGUAUAGUUGAGACUUCUCAUAUGACCAUUAAGUAUGAAGGAAAAAACAUGACUUUCCCAAUUAAUGCAACUACUUCUAAAGAAUAAAUCUGUUUGCUCUAAAUGCAAAGAUUCAUCUGUGGAACGUAAAUUGUUAAUGUUUAAUGAAAAAACCCCUGUAGGAAAAACAGUCAAGGAAGUUUUUGAGAAAUUAAAUUAAAAUCUAGAGAAGAAGACUUAAUGUUAAGAAGACAGAUUAGCGCUUAGUACUGGGCAACUUGUUCUUGUUCCUGUGCACAAUGGUUUGUGCUCUUGCUCUUGUUUGAUUAAAAUUAGUAGCCUCUCUUUUCAAGUUAACCACUUGCUAUAACCAUGGUGCCAAUUCUAGUCAGUAAGUCAAGAAAGAAUAGUCAAGGUAUAGGCCAAUAGUCUGGGACAUUCCUAUUAUUAAAAGCUAACUAAGCAGAAACAGCUCAAAGCAAACCGAGAAUUGAAAGUAAAAAUGCUUGCUUAUGCCUAAGCCAAGAUACAUUCUUUUUAUCUAAUUGUAGCUACGUAAUAUUUUGUUUCUUUGAAUAAUAAUUCCUGUUUUGUAACCACAAAGUACUGUGAGCCUGCCAAAAUGAAAAGUAUAUAUGAUUAACUUCAUAAGUAAAGAUUGGGACUCAGCACCUCCA
Molecule: messenger RNA, 4087 nt
Organism: Marmota monax (woodchuck)
Lineage: Eukaryota; Metazoa; Chordata; Mammalia; Rodentia; Sciuridae
Product: amine sulfotransferase-like
Exons: 10
Coding region: 627-1508 (293 amino acids)
Biological process (GO): sulfation
Cellular component (GO): cytoplasm
Molecular function (GO): sulfotransferase activity
Source: RefSeq, a predicted model, not a curated record